Molecule: messenger RNA, 465 nt
Organism: Acaulospora colombiana
Lineage: Eukaryota; Fungi; Glomeromycota; Glomeromycetes; Diversisporales; Acaulosporaceae
Source: the annotation of a GenBank genome assembly
AUGUCCAACACCGAGUGGGACUCUAAGCUCGUUAUCGGUAACAGGGCCCAAGUAAGGAGACCUGUCGCGAUUGCUAGCACUAGCAACUCCGCUUUGAACGGAUUCUUGAACAGGCCCGCCGUCAAGGCGCUAUUGUGUCCGUCGACAAAAAAACCGCAGGAGGAAGCAACAAAGCCCACCAAGCGCAUUGCUAAGCUUGACCGAGAGAACGAGGUCGCUCCUCCACCAAGGAUCAACCCCGCCGUAGGAAGGGCUAUGCAAGCCGCCCGUCUGGCUAUGCAAUUGUCUCAAAAGGAUCUUGCGAACAGGAUCAAUGAGAAGCAAUCUGUCCUCCAGGAUAUCGAAAGUGGCAAAGCCAACGCAAACCCACAAGUCUUGGGCAAGAUUGAGCGACAACUCGGAGUCAAACUGCGAGGUAACGAUAUUGGAAAGAAAUUGGAAGGGCCCAAGCGAUCUGCUGCAUAA